AUGACCCAGCCGAGAACCUGCACUAAGGAGAAGUGGUUCGAAUGUGCUGAGCACGGGAGAAGCUUCAAGUGCAGUUCAAACCUUAUAAGACACCAGAGGGUCCACACAGGCAACAGACCCUACAACUGCCCUGAGUACAGAAAAAGCUUCUAUUGUAAAUCCCACCUUAUUAGACAUCAGAGACCUCACACGGGAGAGACCCCCUAUAACUGCCCUGAGUGUGGAAAACAAUUCAAUGACCACUCCAACCUUGUUAGACAUCGGCGAACCUACACAGGAGAGAAACCCUAUAAGUACACUGACUGCGGGAAAAGCUUCAGGGACAGCUCAGGCCUUCUUGCACAUCAGAGAGUCCACACAGGAGAGAAAUGCCAUAAAUGCCCGGACUGUGGAGAAACCUUCACUCAGCGCUUUCAUGUGACUAAACAUUGA
This is a messenger RNA of Gopherus evgoodei (Goodes thornscrub tortoise), 432 nucleotides long. RefSeq names its product zinc finger protein 572-like. The record is from RefSeq and is a predicted model, not a curated record. The transcript has a single exon. Lineage: Eukaryota; Metazoa; Chordata; Testudines; Testudinidae. The coding region runs from base 1 to 432 and encodes 143 amino acids.